UCACCGUCCAAGUGUAAGUAUAAAUAAAACGGAUGCACAACUUUUGAAAAGCAAAAACAAAAAGCUAAAAAAAUUUCCAAACCCUCCAAUAUGGAUAUGGAUGGUGAAGUCAUUAGAUUAAUGAAGGUGUUGCUUAUAUGCAUGGCAUCUCUAAUGUACUGCUAUUACAUAGCUUCAAAACUUCCCAAAGGUAAACCCAGGCUUCUUUCUCUCCUCCCAAUCUUCUCUCUCUUUGCAGUCCUCCCUCUCGACCUUUCCUACGUCGUCCUCACGAGUGGUAUCACCAUAUUCGUCACCUGGCUUACGACCUUUAAGCUCAUUCAAUUUUCGUUCGAUUUAGGUCCUCUAGCUUCCGACCCACCAUUGUCAUUCCCUCUUUUUGCCUCCAUUGCUUUCUUACCAACUAGAAUCAAGGAUAUCAAAACAACCCCAUAUGUUCAAAAUCAUAAAAAAGAUUCAAAUGCACCUCAAGAACUUGACCAAGAAACACCACCCAAGUUGCCUCUAAACUUGCCGGCUAAAGCUUUCAUAUUUGCAUUAUUGGUCAUAUGCAAAAACCAUGUUCAUCUUGUCCAUCCCAUUCUAAAGUUAAUCCUCAAUUGUGGAAUAUUGUAUUUCUACUUAGACAUGAUUAUGAGUAUAUCCAACGAGUUUGUUCGAUUGAGUUUCGGUAUCGAGGUCAGACGUUCGUUUGACGAGCCGUAUCUUGCAACGUCGCUUCAAAAUUUCUGGGGCCGGAGAUGGAAUCGAUUGGUAUCUGAAACUUUGCACAACAUGAUCUAUAAGCCAAUUCGUUACGACGUUGGGAGCCCUCGAUGGAUGGCGGUGUUUGUGGUGUUCGUGGUGUCAGGUUUGAUGCAUGAGCUUUUGUUCUACUACAUCAUCAGAGUGGUUCCAACUUGGGAAGUCACUUGGUUCUUUGUUAUUCAUGGAGUAUUUGUGGCUUUGGAGAUUGAAUUGAAGAGUGCAUUAGGGAAAAAAUGGCAGUUCCAUUGGGCAGUGACGGGACCCCUCACGAUGGCAUUUAUGGCGGUAACCGCUCAUUGGUUGUUCUUUCCACAACUAUUAAGGAUGAAGUACUCUCCGUUGUGGCAAGCGUGAUGGAUAAUUUUCUACUACUCUCCUAGUACACAUAUUCCUUCCAUUUACACUAUAAAUCUUUACUUUGUUACUUAGACUAUAAUGCUUUAAUCUUGCUAGAGACCACACAUCAUUACUAAAUGGUGAUGACAUGGUUUAUAAUAAAUGGGAGUAGUAUCGUACUAUUGUAGUCUAGGAAAAUUUCUAUUGAGCAACCAGAAUCAUUCUUCUUUUUACCUAAAUUAUUUUAGGAUUUUCAUGGAUCUACUUAAGUUAGUUUAUGUUCUUCUUAGAGUUAGAACAAUAUGCAGAGUUUAUGAAUCAAAAUUUGAGUGUGAGAUAACGUAGACUCAUUUGUUCUGAGUUUUAGGAACAAGAAAGCUGGAUUAACCACUAAAAUAUGUCAAACACUCGGGUGAAUGAUUUUUUUUUUCUGUACUAUGUUCCGUUU
Messenger RNA from Cucumis sativus (cucumber), 1531 nucleotides. Its product is annotated as probable long-chain-alcohol O-fatty-acyltransferase 5. Lineage: Eukaryota; Viridiplantae; Streptophyta; Magnoliopsida; Cucurbitales; Cucurbitaceae. The coding region runs from base 91 to 1101 and encodes 336 amino acids. The record is from RefSeq and is a predicted model, not a curated record. The transcript has a single exon. Gene Ontology annotation, biological process: lipid metabolic process.